Messenger RNA from Electrophorus electricus (electric eel), 1062 nucleotides. It is a transcript of the gene pcp4l1, whose product is annotated as Purkinje cell protein 4 like 1. The record is from RefSeq and is a predicted model, not a curated record. NCBI's taxonomy places the organism in Eukaryota, Metazoa, Chordata, Actinopteri, Gymnotiformes, Gymnotidae.
AGAAGAGGAUGGGUAUUUUAGGCGUUCAUAUCUGAUCCUUUUAUUGUCAUUAUCAGAAACAAAGAGAAACUUUGCAAAGGUUAUUUUUCACCCAGUUUCUUCGUUCAAAAGUCGAUCUCUACACCAGCCACUGGAAAAAAUAUUGCACCUGUGAAAGCGCAAUGAGUGAGUUGCAGAGCAGAUCGUCAGACCUACUCAGCAGCACCCAGGAGCCUGCGCCAGAUGGAAAAGGCACCAAGGCAAAGCCUGCUGGCAGCUCAACCAAGCCCCCUGCACAGGAUGCCGAGGAGGAGAUCGACAUCGAUCUGGAUGCUCCAGAGACAGAGAAGGCAGCCCUGGCCAUCCAGAGCCAGUUCCGCCGCUUCCAGAAAAAAAAGAACAGAUCAGGAGAGCAGUGAAGGAGGGAGGAAUGGUGCAUGAUGAGGAAUCCAGCAUUCAGUCAUGUCUGAAAGAUUAGAGGAGGAAGUGAGGGGUGUGUGGGUGGGAAAUUAGGGGUUUGGAAAUACCAAAUAACAGUCCUUCACAUUGUGCUACAGGGACAAUUAAUGCUUAGACUUUCUCUCUCUCGCUGUAUAGGAGACAAAGAGUUCCAGGAAUAGCUAUUAUUUAAAUACAUACUAACAGCAUCUGUUAAUCAUUUUUUGAACAUUCUUGGCAAUACAAACCUAGGCAUGAAUUGUGUCAGAGUAUGAGAUUCAGCCUUCAAAUAGAAUGGUUUAUUACUGACAUUAAGUACCUUACAUUUUUUGAUGAUGAUGUUGAUCUUUUUCUUUUUUUUUUUAAUUAUAAAGAUUGACAUACAUUGUUUGUGGCCAGUAGAUUGAGAUUUCCUUAACAAAUUAUACCAAACCAAAUAUUGCUGUACAUUCCAGCACUCGGUUUUUGGUACGUCCUUUGCUAUGUAAUAUCAAUCAAUGAGCUUCUAAUGGCGACUAGUGGUAGUAAAAAUCCAUUUGGAGGCCACAGAAGUUAAAAGGGGAGAUUAGAAUAACAGAAUAACAUUGGAUUUAAGUCAGAAGAUAGUGAGAAAUAGACUAUAAUAAAUUAUUAGAUAGAUAGAUA